Lineus longissimus is the source of this 1006-nucleotide messenger RNA. RefSeq lists its product as uncharacterized. The transcript is spliced from 4 exons. The record is from RefSeq and is a predicted model, not a curated record. NCBI's taxonomy places the organism in Eukaryota, Metazoa, Nemertea, Pilidiophora, Heteronemertea, Lineidae. Bases 120 to 536 code for a protein of 138 amino acids.
UACAUAAUUUUCACUGUCAAUGAUGCUAACAACAGACAUGAAUUGUAGGCCUACUUUAGACGUUUUGACGAGACGUACCGGUUUAGAAGUGUCGAGAUGUACGGUGAACACCAGUUAGAAUGGGAGAGAUAUUCGGAUUGAAGCCCACCACUCAAACCCUUCUCAUCGCCAUCCUAGGCUCUAUUGCCAGUAUCGCGUUCGUUAUCAUCAUAAUGUUCGCCAUCUACCAGUGCCACAGGUUAUGCAAGGAGGCAGGGGAGAGACGAAGGGACAGAGUGAGAGUUGUCAUCCCUCCGCUGAAUCGUGAGCCGUCUAUUUUUGUGGAGGCUGCGCCGUCUAUAUCCCGAGAAAUGAAGACAGAACCACCACCACCUUAUCCGUUAGACGUUGAGAACAACUCGCUGUUCCUGCCAUCUUUCGAUCACAGGAGCAGAUACCGCUCACCACCGCCACCUUAUGACGCAGUUUCCGGUACACGUUUAUCCACAUCGACUCACGGAGCCGUGGACAAUUCAAACAUGCCUGGCAGCGGAUGACGUGAACAAUUCAGGGGUGUAAUUAGAAUGCCAUCACUGUUUUUGCCAGAAGCCAUUUUCCGAACGAUCCCCAAUCCAGGCGGUGGUGAUCCAUGAGUCACAAUCGAGUGAAUCCAGCAGUCCAGCGAUCCAGUUUUUUCGUAAAAAAAAUUACGUAUGGAAGCACCCCCUAGACAAUGGUAGAGGUUUCUCGGUAAAAUGGAGAAAAUUUUGGAGGUUCUGAAAGGCGUUUCGUUUCACUAUGAUGGAAUUUGCGAACGGUUAUGGUAUCAAACAUUCCAAAAAACGUUUAGAAAUGAACAAAUUUUAUCAUAUACGUACAUAUGCCGCGAUACUUUCCUGAAAGGUAUUGUGGUAGCCUCUAUUAUUUCUAUGCUAAUGCACUGCAUGCAUCUAUAAAUUUUUACUAGUAUCGCAUGCGGUGCAGACGAAACAUGUAAUCAAAAAUUUAAAAAAUUAAUAAAACAUUG